Messenger RNA from Mobula hypostoma (lesser devil ray), 13672 nucleotides. RefSeq lists its product as uncharacterized. The coding region runs from base 351 to 5090 and encodes 1579 amino acids. The transcript has 19 exons. The record is from RefSeq and is a predicted model, not a curated record. Gene Ontology annotation, molecular function: serine-type endopeptidase activity. Gene Ontology annotation, cellular component: plasma membrane. Lineage: Eukaryota; Metazoa; Chordata; Chondrichthyes; Myliobatiformes; Myliobatidae. Gene Ontology annotation, biological process: zymogen activation.
GCGUGUCUAUUCCGAUUAAACAUUUGCCGUGAGUGUGCUCGUGUGCAUGUUCUGAUCAAUUAUUCACAGUGGACUCAUUGUCAGCGCAACGUUUGAUCAAACACUUGGUCCAAGUGCAUGUGCACUCGGUGGCCACUUUAUUAGGUACAUAUGAUCCUUAAUACAAAUAUCCAAUGAACUAAUAACCUGGUGGAAACAUGAAGACGUAGUCAAGACGUUCAGUUGUUGUAACCAAACAUCAACAUUAGCAAGGGCAAAUAAAAAUAAGGCAGGGCAAGCGGAGCCACAAUUGUGCGAGUGGACCAGAGUUAGAGUGGGGACGAUUUGGCUUAUCAGGGAUCGGCGAGAACAUGUUUAGGCGAGGUUCUAUUUUAUCGCCGAACGCAGGAGAGGAGCCUCGUGAACUUCUACCGAGGCACGUCUGUCGGAUUUUCCUUGCUGCUUGGAGCAGAUUUCUGGAGAUGACCUCAGCCACGGUGAUUUUCAUUUCCCUUUUUGUAUUGACGGAAGCGAAUCAGGAUUUAGACGGCGCCAUGCGACUGAAACUGACGAACGGAACGACUCGAUGCUCCGGACGGGUAGAGAUCUGGCACAACGGUACCUGGGGCACGGUCUGCAAGAAGGGCUGGGGCCCAAAGGAAGAGGAGGUGGUCUGCCGUCAUCUCGGAUGCGGGUUCGGCGGAGGGAGGGUGCAACACAGUUUCACUGCCCUUUCCACCUCGAGCACUCAAGUCUGGCACGUUGACUGCAGUGGAACAGAGUCCUCACUUUGGCAUUGCGACCUGAAGCUAGAUUGCGGUUUUCAGAGAGACGCAGAACUAGCCUGUGACGAUCAACCGACGAGACCAUCGAUAUUAAUCGUGGGCUCCAGACACACUUUCUUGGAAGGAGAAGAAAUAACCAUCUCGUGUUCAGCCCAACCCUUUUACAGGGGGAGCAUUUUCUACUUAAACAACCGUUACGACCCCUCUUCUGAAAUAUCAUUGGCGGCUUCCGCUUAUGAAUUCACCGUUUCCUUCCUGAUCGCCAACGCGACUGCGAAGCAGAGUGGGGAUUAUUUGUGCCGUUAUCAGACCCAUCGAGACGGAGUGUGGGUCGACUCAGCUAGUUCCUCUGUGACGAUUACGGUGCAAGACCAGCCCUCGAAGCCGACACUUGAAGUCUCACCUACCGACAGUUAUCAUGAUCUGUACAGAAAGUUAACAUGUUCCGCUUCCAGCAAAUACGUGCUAAAUAUCAUUUCCCUGCAUAAGGAGGGACGGAAGAAUCGAGUCGGCGUUUUGAGGAUCAAUGCUGGGCGACCUUCUGCAACUUUCCAUAUUCCCAAUACUGACAAACGAAACAGCGGCAACUACACGUGCCGAUAUAAAGUGCAGACAUUUGGGAGAACAUACAACUCAGCGGAAAGCAACUCAGUGCAGCUAGAAAUAGAUGAUGCCAAACUGACGCUGGUGAAUGGACCGGACAACUGCUCGGGGAGGGUAGAGAUUCACCAUCGAGGCGAAAGGGGGCGCUUCGGAAACGACGGCUGGGACCUGAAAGAUGCCGAUGUACUUUGCCGCCAGGUAGGCUGCGGGUUUGGGGAAUCCCUGCCCAGAUUUCGACCGGGAACUGGAGUCAUCUGGUACACUUGGGCUGACUGCCAGGGUAACGAAAAAUCGCUUUGGGAUUGCAACCUGCAACGGUACCUCCCUACCAGAUACAGGAACAAAGAGCAAGAUGCCUCGGCCAAAUGUUCCGCUAACCCGUUAAAACCAACGAUAUUAUUAUCAAGAUCGCCUUCGGUUUUUGUCGAAGGGGAAAGCAUUAGCAUAGAUUGCGUGGCUCCGCGCUAUUACUACGAGCUGACCUUUUACUUGGGUAAGGUCGGAGGCGAUGUGCUGGUAGCAACCGCGGCGGCUGUCACUGGUUCUUUCACCUUUAUCAAUGCAACGUCGACCAUCGGAGGAUCCUAUAACUGCUGGUAUCAGUUGGAAAGAGGUGGAAAAUUUUACAACUCAUCAGUGAGCGAACCUGUCAAUCUUACAGUCGGAGAUUCUCUAGCGAAACCGAUUAUCACGCAGGACAUACCCCAACAAAACUUCCUUGCAGGAGCGUCGACCAUUCUCAAGUGCAUCGCUCCUUAUUUGACCUUUACAACUGGGUUCUUCAUUUACCGCAAGGGGGAGGAAAAAGCGCUGUAUACCCGCACGAAAACAGCAGGGAUGUCAAUGUCGUUCCUGGCACCCGUGGGAACGAAGGUGGGCAGGUUUUAUUACACCUGUGCCUACCAGGUUCGCGUCUCGGGGCGUUUCUUCAACUCGACUCCCAGCGACGCUCUGGAGAUAAUCGUCACAGAUCAGUUAUCACCGCCUCGACUGGAGAUCAUGCAGUCAGCUGGUACGUUUAAGGUAAAUAUCAGUAUCUCAUGCUUGGCCACAAAUGACUUCGCUGGGGGAGUGUUCUACCUGUACAAAGAAGGCCGUGAAUGGGCUAUUGAUUCGCGGCAGGACAAGAAAAGAUCGAACAGGGUCAGCUUUAGCGUCUCCAAAGCGAAUAAAACCAACGAGGGAUAUUACACGUGCCAGCAGCAAGUUGGCGUGGACGGACGCCUGUACAGCUCGCCCCGCAGCAAGAAGCUGAAGCUAAAUAUAACAGACGAAAUUGAAUUAAGGCUCAUCGACGGGGAGAACCGAUGCUCAGGAAGGGUGGAAGUGUUUCAUAACGGCAAAUGGUGGAGGAUCUGCGCCCCCGCCUGGAGAGCGAAAGAAAUGAACGUGGUUUGCAGACAUACAGGAUGCGGAUUUGUGGCAUCGGGACAAACCAACUUGGACUACGGCCGAGGGACCGGGCAGGUCUUGCCAAAUGAAAUCUUCUGUAGCGGUCAAGAGGCCACCCUCUGGCAAUGCUUUAUGAGAUCCACCGACCGCUUCGGCAGCUGCAACCGUCAAAGAGUAGCUGUUGCCAAUUGUUCAGGUAGACCAGAGAAGCCAGUUAUCCUGUUGGACAGAUCGUCCGGCCAUUUCAUGAGAGGGGAAAACAUCAAAAUCCACUGCCGAGCUGCCAGUUACUUCCCCGGGAACACAUUCUAUUUGUUCAAGCUUGGCGAAGAAGUCGAGAUAGCGAAGAAGACGGCUACCAAACAUUUUUCUCAUGUUGGGUUCAGCAUUGUUAACGCAAGUGUUGAAGUCACAGGAUCUUAUGUCUGUGCCUACCAAGUAGAGCGAUUUGGGACCAUGUACACAUCAGCAAGGAGUCUUAGCAUUGAGGUCAUUGUAACAGGUAAAUACCCCGAACCUACGAUCACAGUGAAUCCACAACGUGACAGUUUUUUCGUGGGAGACAGAGUGCAGGUCGAGUGUGUCGUCCCAAGAAACAUCCCCACAACACAAGUUUACAUUCAAAUGCGCCACGACCACAUUGCAGAAAUAAUCCGAUCCAGGUUCUCAGUCAGCGGUGCGUCAGCGACCCUGGAGAAUCUGACCGUGGGCGCUCGUCUCAACUUCACCUGUAUGUACCAGGGUCGAAUGAGAAGACGAAUUGUCAAUUCGACUUGGAGUGACGCACUGCAGUUAACCAUUACAGAUAGACCGCCCAAGCCACGAUUAGCCGUCGACCGUCAGGACCCCUCAACGCUUCAGAAGCAGAUUCAAGUAACAUGCAGGAGAACGGGAGGCUACAGAGGAAUAACCUUUCAUUUGUACAAGGAUGGCUCGGCAGAACCAAUUGCAUUUCAGGAUGUUCGGCAAACACGUACUUCCGCCAGGUUCGACAUCGACAAUCUGAAUGAAACGAACAGUGGGAACUACACAUGCGGCUACGAAAUUGAAUGGAUGGGUAACAGAUACAACUCAGAACGGAGCGAUCCCAUUGGAAUAAAAACACAGGGCACCCGGCUGCGAUUAAGCAAGGGUAACGGCUCGUGCAGUGGAGUAGUUGAAGUGUAUUACAAUCAGGCCUGGAGCCCAAUGUGUGCCGAGAGCUGGAGUGCAGCAAAUGCGGAAGUUACCUGCAAGCAGCUGAACUGCGGUUUCUCUCAUCAUCCAAGAGACGCAUGGAGAGGGAAGAAAAUAAAAAAGUUACCAAUUCUGACUGGAGUUAACUGUCAGGGCAGUGAAAGGUCUCUGUGGCAGUACUCCCACCCUUCAGAAGUAUCUCGUAUCCGAUGCUCGCCUUGGCAAUAUGCCGCCGUCACCUGCAAAAUGAAACCACAACAGCCUACUAUUGACCUACGAAGGCGUUUUGCAACAUUUAUUGAAAGGCAGAAUAUAAGCAUUGAAUGCACAGCUAGGAAUUACUACGCCGGAAGCCGGUUCUACUUGGGAAAGGUUGGCAAACCAUUUUCCUUAUCAUCUUGGCCCACUCGAAGAACUGAGCAUAGCGCAACUUUCACCAUUCUUAACGCAAGUCUAUCAGAUGCAGGGGCGUACACGUGUCUCUAUGAGGUCCAGCGAGAUGGGAGUAUGUGGAACUCGACGGACAGUCAGAGUUUAUACGUUCACAUCACUGUUCGACCGCCACCACCUAUCCUGUCACUCCACGGGAAGAACAUUCCGUAUCUGAUUGGCAGCGAUAUUGUACUGGAUUGCUUCACUCCGUUUAGCUGGUUUGCUAGUGAAAUUGGCUUGUACUCUGUUGUCGGAGACAGUUACCAUGCGGUGGAAAACUUCACUGAGUCCGACAGCCACGCCACGUUUACACUCUCCAACCAGACUACAGUCGGAAGAAGCAACUACAGUUGCCGUUACAGCUACCAGCUCCAAGAUCGCCUCAUCCACUCGAAGUACAGUAGUACUUUGACCAUCGCCAUAAUAGAUCAGCUACCAAAGCCACGCUGUGAUCUGACGGAGGAGAUGUCAUAUCGUCCUAUGCCGACCGCUGCCAAAUGUUCAGUUCCUAUUUCGUACCUGGGAGGCGAGUUCUCUUUAUAUAAGGUCGGGGAAGAGAACUAUACUCAGACUUGGAAGCUGCUCGGACACGACCGUUCGACCUCCGCCAUUUUCCAGGUGGAGAAGGGGGUAAACUACACCUGCCAGUAUUUGGUGACAAGGCCUGGGCGAAUUUUCAAGUCACCACACAGUGAACCACUCUGGGUACCUGCUGAUGAAUGAAGCGUUGAUCAUAUCCUUUCGGACCAGGUCGUUGACCCUUUUCCUGGAACUUGCGUGACCACUAACACAUGCCAGAAAAAGCUCCACCCACGAAAUCCUUGGCGUAGCGCGACUCACCGAGUUUUGCCAUCUGUCAAGACAACUGAACUUCUGACGUCUGUAAUCUGAAGAAAAGAAUGACCUGGAAAUAUAUCAAAACACGUAUUACAAUUUGAAAUAAUUAAAACAAUCGUAGUAAUCACUACUAUUUGAUAGAGUGUUUUUAACCUGACUUAUCAUCGUCGUUGCAGUUACAGCCUGAUUGAACUGAAUUGGCUUGUGGAUAGUGGGGCAAUUCUCAAACCAAAUACUCUCAUAGUCGCGUAGUGAAUCGAUAGCUGCCUGAUAACUUCAGCAACCAGUCCCGACUCCUGGUGCUGCAGGUACGGAUUCUUGGUAUAAAUGCCCGGUGGAAUCACACAUAGAUAUAGCCUGUUUUUCUGCAUUAGGCGUUUCAUUGAGCUCACGAGCUGUGACAUCAUGUUGCAGCUGCAGGGGGUAUUGGUGAGACAACAUCAGCAGUGGUGGGUGAUGAUAUGUUUGCCGCCUUGCAGGAAGAACGUGAUUAAGCUUGGAAGGGUGAAUUAAAGAUUCACGUACGCGUUACUGCGACUGGAGGAUUGACUUAUGAGGAGACUGGAAAGGUUGGGGCUUCCUCUCUGGAGCGAAAGAGGGUGUGGGACGACCUUAUGGAGAUUUUUAAAAUCAUGAGUAUCAUAAAUAACGUGGACCUAUCUAAGAUGGCUCGGCAGCGUCAAUUCUGACUGUGUGAAGGAGGUUGAGGCUUAUAGAAUCAUGAAGGGCAUGGAAAAGGUGUAUUGUCACAAUCAUUUACCCAUGGUGAGGGACACUCUGUUACGCAGAGGGUUGAAAGAUUAAAGAACACAAAGGGAAGUUUUUUCCCCCACACAGAGGGAGUUGUGUAUCGGCAGAUGGCCGGCAGAGUAAGUGAUAGAAGUGAACAAAGAAGAUGGAAGACGUGACGGGGGGAUGUUGUCUACCGGGUAGAAUUGGUUCGUUUUAAGGACAUUUGCAGUUGCUCAUGUUUCGAGAAGGAUAUGGAUAAAAUGCUAACGAAUGGGAAGAUGCUACCAAGUUAGGAAGGCAAUUGAUCUGCAAGGACAUGUGACAGGCUGCUGCCUGUUUCCGACCUGUGUGUGGUUUUGAACGUUUUCCGUUUUACUGCGUAGACUUCACAUGGCUACGGCGGUUUUACCCCAAUCCCAAAGACGACAGUGUUGUGUGAGGGCAAGGUGCAGACUCCGGGGACUCGCGCGGUUGACUGAAAUCCGGAGGAAUAAAAUUAUGUAGCGUAUAUGAGAGACUCGAUUUGAAUCCAAUCGACUGAUAAUUAGCACAGGUGCAUUUGGAUGAAGGAUUUGUUUCUGUACUGUAUGAACCCAUGAAAUUCAUUGCUACAGGGACUUAGUGGGUAUAGAUAAGGCGGACGUUGACAGGCUUUUAAUUGGGGGCGGUAACGGUUAUAAGGAGAAGGGAGGGGAAUGAGGUUGAAAAAGAAAAUACGGUAGCCAUUCUGGAAUGAUUCAGUAAACUCGAUUUGCCGAUUUCUGCUCUUGUGUUUUAUGGUCUUAUGAAGUUUCGGAGAAAGAAUAUUGAAAAAAAUUACUGCUGCAUGAAGUGUCGACGAGAGCAGUGGAAUAGACCUAUCAUUGGAAUUUUUUCAUAAAUGUGCACACAUGACCUGAACGUGCCUUGUACAAUUCAUGAAGGCACACGGAGUUAUUCGCGUGUAUUUUGACUUCUCCGUCAGCGACUCCCUCUUAGCGUCAAUCCAUAAGACAUUGGAACAGAAUUAGGGCAUUCAGCCUGUCGAGUCAGGUCUGGCGCUCAUUACCGGCUUAUUUAUUACCCUUCUCAAUCCGAUUCCCCUCCCGACUCUCCCUGCUAUCAAGUUUCCGCAAUUGCCUGGGCUUCUGCCAAUAGUUCUGCUGUGUAGGACUGACCGUAUGCAAAAUAUUGAAGUAGUUGCCGGCUUCUUGCUGAGUAGCACUGGAAGUCUCCCAAGUAUUACUGUACUGCCUUUUCCGUGCGGUAUCUCAAUAAGUAAGUAAAUGCAUAAGCAUGUAAGCAAAUAAAUAAAAAAUAAGACCAAUUACUACAUACAGGUUGGAUAAUAUAUUGGCUUUUUAAACGCGACUUCCGUCUUUCCGCCUGUCUCUUACAACGCCUCCUAUCUCUCACCGCUCUGUCUACAAUCCCUUUGAUCUCGUCCCCAUUCACUCUAUUCCUUUUGUCCCUUUUCUCUCCUACACCCUCACCUUGUCACAUGGCUCUGCACCAUCUCCAGGCUCUCUUUCCUGUCACCCCUUCUCCCUGCCCCGUUCCCGGCCUUUCUGCCCCCUGUUACUCGUCCAUUUUUCACAUUUCCGCUACCCGUUCUUCCUUCUUCGCUUUUUCUCGCACUUGUCCCUGCUCAUACUCAUAAGUGCUCGGUGUCAGCCCCCACCCAUUCGCACACCCCAAUUCAAUAAGCUCUCUCCCGAUUUAACCUCUUACCUACCAGAAGAAUAAUUUGCACCGAAUAGUUAAACCAUCAACCCGCACGCCUUUGGGGUGUGGCAGAAAACUGGAAUACUCACGGGGACGAUUGGACACGGGAGAUGAAAUAAACCAUUCAGCACAUCGAGUCUGCUCCGCAAUGCGAUACUUUAUAUUUCUCUCAACCCUAUUGUCCAGUCUUAUCCCUAGAACCUUUAAGCCUUGACUAGAUAACAAGAUAAACUCCUAUGGCAUUACUGGAAAGAUGCUGGCAUGGAGAACGGAAUGGGUGACAGACAGGAAGCAGAGAAUAAAAGGGACCUUUUCUGGUUGUCUGCCUUUUCUGGUGGUGCUCCUCAGGGGUCAGUAUUGGGACCGCUGCUAUUCACAUUGUUUGUCAAUGAUCACUUUACACUGCACACUGUCGGAGCAGUGCUGCCAGGAUAAUCAAGGACACGACCCACCAAGCCAACACACUUUUCGUCCCUCUUCCCUCCCGGAGAAGGCUCAGGAGCUUGAAGACUCGUACUGCCAGAUUUGGGAACAGCUUCUUUCCAACUGUGAUAAGACUGCUGAACAGAUCCUGACCCGGAUCUGGUCUGUACCCUCCAAAUAUCCGGACCUGCCUCUCGGUUUCUUUCGCACUACCUUACUUUCCAUUUUUCUAUUUUCUAUUUAUGAUUUAUAAUUAAAAAUUUUAAUAUUUACUAUCGAUUUGUACUCCAGGGAGCGAGAAGCGCAGAAUCAAAUAUCGCUGUGAUGAUCGUACGCUCUAAAACCAAUUGUUUGGCGACAAUAAAGUAAAGAAAGUAAAGUAAAGCAAAGAUAAUGGAAUAGAUAGCUUUGCGGCAAAGUCUGCGGAUGAUAGGAAGACAGGUGGAGGGGUAAGUAGUGCUCAGGAAGCAAUACGAUUGCUUCAGGAUUUAGACAAAUUGGAAGAAAGGGAAAAAGUGGCAGACGGAAUAUAGUGCUGGAAAGUAUAUGAUAAUGCAGCUUGGUAAAAUGAAUAAUAGUGCGGAGUAUUACCGAAUUGGGGGAAAUGGUUCAUACAUUACAGGCACAGAAGGACUUAAGAGUCCUCGUGUAAGGUCCCAAGAAGGUUAAUUUAAAGUUUAGAUCUGUGGUAAAGAAGACAAAUUCAAUGUUGGCAUUCAUUACAAUGAAAAUAGAAUAUAAGAGCAAGGAGAUAACGCUGAGCCUUUAUAAGACACUAGUCAGACCGCACUUGGUGUAUUGUCAACAUUUUUUGGGCCCCGUACCUUUGUCAGCUUUGGGCCUUUAUUACUGGAAUUUAAAAUAAUGCGUGGGCAUCUUAUUGAAACCCCAGAAUGUUGAGAGAACUCGAUAGGGUGGACGUAGAGAGGAUGUUUUCUGUCUACAGGGUAUCCAGAACUAGAGGUCAGAGCCUCAAAAUUGAGGUGUGACUCUUUAGAAGAGAGGUAAGAAGGAAUUUCUUUAGCUAGAGAGUACUUAAUCUGUGGAAUGCUCUGCCACAGACUACGGUGGAGGCCAAGUCCGUGCGUAUAUUUAAGGCAGAAGUUGAUUGUUUCCUGACCGGUCAGGGUAUCAAAGGUAAUGACCAGAAGACAGGUGUAUGGGGUUAUCUGGGAUCUGGGAUCGGCCAUGAUGGAAUGGCGGAGCAGACUGAAUGGUCUGAAUAGCCUGAUUCUGCUACUAUGCCAUAUGGUCUUAUGGAGCAAUGAAGAACCUAUAACUUGGCCUCCACUGCCGUCUGUGACAAUGAACUCCCUCUGUCUAAAGAAACCCUCCACAUUCAUCAUCUUAAAGUGACGUCCAACAAGAACUGUGCUGCAAAAGCUCGACCGUAUGCGCUUUUGUGCCACCGUAAGCCGGCGUUGUUUUUGAGUGGAGGUUUUCAUUUAUACGUCUCGGCCAGGACCGAUUAUUCCAAAGUUCAAUUUUGAAAGCAUAUUUAUUAUCAAAGUAUUCAUACAUAGAACAUAGAAUAGUACAGCACAGUACAGGCCCUUCGACCCACAAUGUUGUGCCGACCCUCAAACCCUGCCUCCCAUAUAACACCCCACCUUAAUUUCCUCCAUAUACCUGUCUAGUAGUCUCUUAAAUUUCACUAGUGUAUCUGCCUCCACCACUGACUCAGGCAGUGCAUUCCGCGCACCAACCACUCUCUGAGUAAAAAUCCUUGCUCUAAUAUCCCCCUUGAACCUCCCACUCCUUAACUUAAAGCCAUGUCCUCCUGUAUUGAGCAGUAGUGCCCUGGGGAAGAGGCCCUGAUUAUCCACUCUAUCUAUUCCUGUUAUUAUCUUAUACACCUCUAUCAUGUCUCGUCUCAUCCUCCUUCUCUCCAAAGAAUAAAGCCCUAGCUUCCUUAAUCUCUGAUCACAAUGCAUACUUUCUAAACCUGGCAGCAUCCUGGUAAAUCUCCUUUGUACCCUUUCCAAUGCUUCCACAUCCUUCCUCUUGUGAGGCGACCACAACUGGACACAGUACUCCAAGUGUGGUCUAACCUACUAGAUACAUCCCAUGAAAUUCUUCUUACAGGCAGCCUCAAUACAAGGAAUCCCAAUGGAAGCCAUUAAAAAAGACCGUCAGAUACCCAAUGUGCAGAAAACAAUAAAAGUAAGCAAAUAACACUCAGAAAUGAAAUUCAGGAAAGUGAUUCCAAAACCACAAAGCCAGUUAUCAGUAUAGCCGAUCUAGGAACCUGUUAGUCGCAGGCUCAGUUCAGCGGAGAGACGAGGAAACCUCCCGAAGCAGCGGACUGAACAGUGGCCAGUUUUAUAAAUCCGGUCCCAGAACAGUGACCUUUUCAUUGUGGCCCAGAGUUUAAAUUUACCAUACCUCGGGCCUUUCCGCACUCUCGGACUCGGACCCUGCCGGUUCGAUAACUGCUCAGGCUCGGGCCCCGCCUCUUCGAAUCCACACGUAUCCGAUCUUUUCAGUCUGUUUCUGUGUUUCAACCGGAUAAAUAGCGUUUGGUUCCUCAGUCUCAGCCUAAGCUUCUUUGCAUCAUGCGCAAACUUUGCCGUAAAGCCGACAAUUCAUUGACAAUUAAUGUGAAAAACAGCUAUCCUAAUACUGACCCCUGAGGAACACCAAUAGUCACUAGCCAACCAGAAAAGGCGCCUUUUAUAUCCACUCUCUAUCUGCUACCUUACAGCCAUUCCUCUAUCCAUGCCAGUAUCUUGCCUGUAACGCCAUAGGAUUUUAUCUUGUUAAGUAGCCUCAUGUGUGGCACCUUAUCGAAUGCCUUCUGAAGAUCCAAGUAAAUGGCAUGCACUGCUUCUCCUUUGUCCACUCUGCUCGUUUCUUCCUUGAAGAAUUCUAACAGAUUUGUCAGGCAAGAAUUCCCUUCACAGAAAACAUGAUCUGGGAUAUUCUUAUCAUUAAUCUUCAAGCACUGCAAACCUCACCCUUAAUAAUAAACUUCCACAUUUUCCCAAACACUGAAGUGAGACGAACUGGCCUAUAAUUUCCAUUCUUUUGCUUUCCUCCCUUCAUGUGGCGUAACAUUUGUAAUCUUCCAGUUGUCAGGGACCAUGCCAGAAUCAAGUGAUUCUUGAAUUAUGCCGAUUAAUACUUCUGCUAUCUCUUCAGCAAACUCUCCAAGGACUCCGAGCUGUAGUCCGUCUGGUCCAGGCGACCUAUCUACCUUAAGACCUUUGAAUUUGCCUGACACGUUUUCUUUUGUAGUAACAAUGGCGUUCACCCUUUGCCCUGACACUCAUGGACCUCUGGCACACUGCUAGUGUCUUCUACAUUGAAGACAGAUGCUAAGUAUCAAUUAGGCUCCUCUGCCAUUUCUUGUUCCAAUAGGUAGAUUAAAUAGGUAAGUUUAAUGUCAGAGACAUGUAUACAAUAUACAUCCUGAAAUUCUGUUUCUUAUCAAAACAUCCACGAAAACAGAGGAGUGUCCCAAAGAAAUGGUCCAAAAUCAACCCUCAACUCCUUUUGCUCUUUAUAUAACGGAAAACACUUUCAAUAUCCAGCUUUAUAUCAUUAGGUGGAUUGCCCUCACAUUUAAUCUUUUUCCUUCUUAUAGCUUUUCAGUUGCCCUUUGUUGGAUUUUAAUAGCUUCCCAAUUAUCCAUCUUCCCACUCACUUUUUCCCUUUCGUUGGCUUUCAAGCAGUCCUGAACUUCGCUUGUCAGCGACGGUUACCUACCCCUGCCAUUUGAGAACAACUGCUUCUGUGCGACACAUCUAUCCUGCUGCCUAGUGAACUGUUCCAAGAAACGUCAACUAUCUGAGUUCUGUCAUCAUCCCCGUCAGUAUACUUCUGCAAUCCACCACAUGCCUCUGUAAUUCCCUUUAUUCUGUCGGCCAGAAGAAACUACAGUAUGCAACUGAUUUGAUAUGAUGAAUCAAGGACUGGGAAAACAGUCAAACUAGUUCCCUUUGACUCUGAACUGAUUCUUGCUCUCGGGUAAUCCAGUCAGAGCAUUUGAAUUUGAACUCAAGAAGCUUCAGGCAUUGACCUGCUAAAUCUGAGACCAUUCUCCGACGAGCAGCUACUUAUUAUGUAAAAUGCCAGACGUACCAAGGAAGCAAUCUGCAUUCUCGUUAUACUCUGUCUGGGUUGCCUCAUUUAACUGGUUUCGAUCGGUCAGAGUUGAAAAACACAAAUUCACAAGGCUAGGGUGCGCAGAACCCGAAAAAAUGUUGGUUGUGGCCCUGUUCAAUGGCCAGUAAGAAUGUGACCCAGGUAGGUCAGGUGACCUUGAACCAAUGGGAUGGAGGUCCACCAGUUCAAUUGAUGAGGAACACUAUACGAGUCAGGAGCUCCAAAUACGCAGCGGCGAUGGUUCUCCAGCCCCCAGAGAUAAAGAGGACCCCACGGACACGUGGAGACCAGAACCACGAGGAAGGCCUGGCCAUGGUAAUACCUUUUUGCUUCAUUGACUGUUCACGGAGCAUCAGUAGGGUGCACACAGGUGAUUAGUUUGUGAACCCACGUGCGUUUUAGUUGAAACGAUAAAAGUUACUCGUCGGUAAAUACAAGUAACUCACUGAUCAUCAUUACAAAGAGUGAUUCUUGUAUCAAUUUGAUUGCGAUACUGAUACAUGUGCCUCAUGCUUCUCCUUCUCAAGUUGCAGUAUGAAUUCAAGCAUAUUAUGAUCACUGUUUGCUAAGGCCUGCUUUACAUUAAUCUCCCCAGUAAGAUCUGGGUUAUUACACAACACGAAAUCGAAGAUAGCCUUUCCCCAGUAGGCUUAAGCACAAGCUGCUCCAAAAAGCCAUCUCGCAGGCUUUCAGCAAAUUCCCUCUCUUGCAAGCUAACACCAAAUUGAUUUUCUCAAUCCCCUUGCAUAAUGAAGUCCCCCAUUACAAUUGUGCCAUAAUGGUCUUUUUGCCCUUGCAGCUUCUUAACUCCACCCACAUAGAGUUAGCAUUUUCUGACCCUAUGUCCGCUCUUUAUUAAAGAUGUAAUUUCAUGCCUUACGAAUAGAGCCACUCCACUGCCCAUACCUUCCUGCCUUUCCGUCCGAUACAAAGUAUAUCCUUUAAUAUUAAUCUCCCAACUAUGGCCUUCAUGAGCCACGACUGAGUGAUGCUCACAACGUCAUACCGACCAAUCUCUAAUUGCGCCACGAGUUCGUCCACUUUAUUCAGAAUGCUACGUGCAUUUAAAUGCCACACCUUCAGUCCUAAAUUCUUUGUCCGUUUGAAUUUUGCAUCAGUGGUACAAUUUAACUAUUUGUUCUGUCUGCAUUUGUACCCAACCAUCGGCUUGUUCCUUAUUAGAUUGGAUUAUGAGGACACGCAGUCCUCUUUUACUGUCAUUUAGUAAUGCAUGCAUUAAGAAAUGAUACAAUGUUUCUCCAGAAUGAUAUCACCGAAUCACUUGGCAACCCGAUUGAAAAACUGACAAAAACAACAUAAUUAUAACAUAUAGUUACAACAGUGCAAAGCAAUACCGUAAUUUGAUAAAGAACAGACCAUGGGCACGGUAAAAAGUCUCAAUGUACCUUGCAUCAGUUAUCUACUUGUAAACCUGCUGGCUCAUUCUCAGCUCCGGUUUCCAGCAUCUGCAGGUUCUUUUGUGCCCCGUUUAACACUCUUUG